CUCGCCGGCGGUCCCGUCGCCGUCCGGCCACUCGCCUCCCUCGCGGGCCAACGCUGCCCUGUCGACGUCCAGCCACUCGCCACCCUCGCCGGCCAGCCUCCCCUCGCGUGCCCUCCAACGAUAGCGGCGCCUUCAUCCCAGACGACCGGCGCCCCUGCCAGAUUUGCAGUACAGCGCCGCUUUGAUCCCCAUCGACCGGCGCUUCCAGCGCCGCCCCAUCGACGUCCAGCAGUCCCCCUCGCCGUUCAGCCACUCCAGCGCCUCCGCGUCGACCGGCGCGUCAUCGUCCUUCAGAUCCGACUCACUGCCUCGCCCUCUGUUUCCCUUCAAGUCCAGCGCCUCCAAAUCGACCAAAAAAGAAGGCCAAAUCUGGACGGUGUACUUCUACGAAGGCCAAGUUUGAGGAGUGAUAGUGUUGCACCGCAGCCCUCUCCAUUGGCAGGACAUGGCAGGCCAUCGCCACCGACCUAAAAGAAUAGUCGCACAAGCUCAUCAACCAAGUGAUGAGACUCAAGGGAACAACAAUGAGAAUGGUCCCUCCUGCAACAAUGGGAGUACCUCCAACAAUGAUAGUGGUGUAACAACUAAGAAAAGGAAGGGGCGGACACGCACCCAACUAAAAAGGCCACCAAAUGGCAUUCGCAUUGCAAUUCAACCAAAAGGUGACAGUCACUUUGAAGGAGAUAAGGGGAUAGGUGGCCAGAUUACUGCACUUCUCAAACGUGAAUACCCGUCCAUUAUCAAGGAGAAGAAUAAGGAAGGUGUGGAAAUCAAGCGUCAUGCAUCUUCUUGGGAAGAUUAUUACAUUAACAAAGUUACUGAAGGUGAAAAUAUUGGGGAAGCAGCUGCACAUCGUUUGAUGCGGGAGUUUUGGAGUAUAUACAAACUAGUUGAUGAUUCUCCUGCCCAAAUAAUUGAAGCUGAUCGUAUUCUUGAAAAUUCCGCAAAGAGACAAUUUAGGCAGAUGUGGUACCAAGCCCGUAAGGAAGCCGUCAAACUGUACUAUAAGGAUAUUGUUAAGGAGCCCAUCAAAGAUCAUGAAGCAUGUCAAAAAGAGCUUAACAAAAACCAAUAUAUGCAAGCUCAGCUUUAUUGGUGCACUGAUCAAGUCAGAGGAUAUUGCACAAAACCGGGGUGGUUCACGAUCAUUUGUUCAGACCCAAAGCAUGUUGGGAAAAGAGCAUGGGCCUGCAGCAGCAACAAACAUGAACACUUACAAGUGCAUGAAGGCAGGAGUUAAAAAUUGUACCGAGAGUGGAGAAAGUGGCCCCAUCAACAACACUAAGGUCAACGAGCGUCUUAACACCUAUUACACAGCUCUGAAAGCAGCAGAUCCACUACAUUGGAAGGACCGUGAUCUCGAUCCAGAAAUCAUGUACUCCUCCAGUGGUGGCAUGCCCCAUGGGCGACUAGCAAUAGGUGAUGGUGCUAUAAAGAAAGCAGUGGUCGUUGCAAAAGCUAGAGAGAAUGACACAAGGCCAUCAAACUCCAUAUCAUACCAUUGUUUAUUGAAGGAAAAUGCUCAACUUAAAAAGCGGUGCAAGAAUAAUUUUGUUUUGAGCAAACAUGUACAGGGUUUUUAUGGCAAGCUGGGAUGGGAAGUACCCGAAGAUCUUCUUGCCUACCAAGAUGAGCUGAUGGAUGGCGGUGAUCUGACUUUGCAGAUGAAUGAAACACCCCAAGCCCAAGAGGAUGGUGGUACUCCAAUGACAGAUUCUUCACAUGAUGAAAGGCAUGUUGAUGCUGGUACUCAAAUGGAUGAUCAUGGUUCUGCUCCAACACAUGAAAAUCAUUUAGGAAUGCCAUAGUUAUAGUUAGUGCUUGUAUUGGUAACUAUGUGCACGGACCCUUUUAUUUGUCAAUCGCUACUACUGAUGGAAAUUUAGGACUCUAGUAUGUCUUUUGGUCUGGCUAAUAACUAGUGUUAAGUUGAGCUUUUGGUAAUUACGUGAAUCUGGUGAACAUGGAGGUUUGUGUAUUGGAUAUAUAUUGUGAGCUAUAAAUGGGAUGUCAUCUUAAA
Triticum dicoccoides is the source of this 2020-nucleotide messenger RNA. RefSeq lists its product as uncharacterized. The record is from RefSeq and is a predicted model, not a curated record. NCBI's taxonomy places the organism in Eukaryota, Viridiplantae, Streptophyta, Magnoliopsida, Poales, Poaceae. The transcript has 8 exons. Bases 1038 to 1808 code for a protein of 256 amino acids. Gene Ontology annotation, biological process: transposition.